Molecule: messenger RNA, 3891 nt
Organism: Planococcus citri (citrus mealybug)
Lineage: Eukaryota; Metazoa; Arthropoda; Insecta; Hemiptera; Pseudococcidae
Gene: Br140
Product: bromodomain-containing protein 140
Exons: 20
Coding region: 291-3464 (1057 amino acids)
Biological process (GO): regulation of transcription by RNA polymerase II
Cellular component (GO): MOZ/MORF histone acetyltransferase complex
Molecular function (GO): protein binding
Source: RefSeq, a predicted model, not a curated record
UUCGUUAUCAAGUCGAAUUCAGCUAAUAUUCCAUUUCUGAAUGAGUUGGCUACAAUUACUCAUUCUUCGAACAAAACAUUUUUUUAUCACAAACGUUUGAAAUAGAAUCUUCAAUUUCCAAACAAAAAUCAAAAUGCGAAACUUUUGAUUUGAUUGACCGGUUUGUACUUUCACUUUGCACGGUCGAUCACAUUGCGAAAGUUAUUUCUUCAUAAUUUCAUGAAUCAAUAACUAACUCCAGUGUCAAUGUUUGUUCCUGAUUGGCAUCAGUGACAUUUACGAGAGGGAAUAUGAAAGCAGAAGAUUUCAUCAUAUUGGAAUUCUGUAGGAAGUUACGGCGUGUCCAAAAUCCUCCAUAUACUUGUCCUAUUGAAGAAUGUGGUAAAGUGUACCAAGGGCUUUGUGGUUUACAGUACCAUUUAAAUCAUGUAAACCAUUCCAUCGCUAAAUUGAAGGAGUUUUUCAAUGAAUUGCCUGAUGUUCCUGCAUCCACUCCUCAUAAAUCUCAUACUCGUUCAGGUCGUCGAAGAGGAAGAUUUUCCAGAUUACCAGAGCCUCCUCCAGUUGUUGUACACUGUAUAGAUCCUGCGGAUGAAGUAAAUUCUCACGAAUCAAAAUCAUACGUGCAAUUUGAAGUGAAUAGUAAAACCGUACAUGUUAAGAACAAAGCAUUAGUAGAAAUGCGUGUUAAAGAGGAUUACGAAAAAGAAUACGGGGAUAAAUCUACGAAUACGCAUAUCACCAACAACUUGACAAAAUGCUGGGAUGCUGUGACGAAAUUACCCUCUGCUAAUUGCAGAGAUAUUCCUUCUUACGAUAUUCCAGAUGCUUCCUCGCUUCCGAAUUCCUACAUAAGAUUUAUAGAAAGGUCCGCAGAAGAACUAGAUGGUGAGGUUGAAUACGAUAUGGAUGAGGAAGAUACGGCUUGGCUGGAGUCAGCAAAUGAAAAACGAGCCGAAAAUGAUUUACCUCCGGUUUCAAUGGAAUCCUUCGAAUUACUAAUGGAUCGAUUAGAAAAAGAAUCGUACUUCCUGGUUCAAAUGAAUAAAGAAGUAGACAGUUCACUUGCUGUAAUUGAUGAUGAAGCUGUUUGUUCAAUUUGUUUGGAUGGAGAAUGUCAGAACUCAAAUGUUAUAUUAUUUUGCGAUAUGUGUAAUCUAGCUGUACAUCAAGAUUGUUACGGAGUUCCAUAUAUACCUGAAGGACAUUGGUUAUGCCGCCGAUGCCUUCAUUCACCCUCUGCUCCCGUGGAUUGUGUGCUGUGUCCAAAUAAUGGAGGUGCAUUCAAGCAAACUGAUCGUGCUCAUUGGGCUCAUGUAGUUUGUGCUUUAUGGAUUCCUGAAGUGCGAUUUGCGAAUACAGUAUUUCUAGAGCCAAUUGAUAGCAUUGAGUCAAUACCAGCCGCUCGUUGGAGAUUGACUUGUUACAUUUGUAAACAACGUGGUGUUGGAGCUUGUAUACAAUGUCACAAGACAAACUGCUAUUCAGCUUUUCAUGUGACUUGUGCUCAACAAGCUGGUUUGUACAUGAAAAUGGAAACUGUUCGAGAUAACAAUCUUGGAGCUGUACUCGUACAAAAAAUUGCUUACUGUGAUACACAUGCACCCAUCGAUGCGGAAAGUAAAGCCCGCUUGCAAGCAGCCAAUAAGAAAAAAGAUCUUUCUGCGUCGUCUACUGAUAAAAUGAAAACUGCUCGUAAAGUGUUAGCUAAAAAGCGAUCGGUUGCCCCUGUCAUAUCCAUUCCAACUAUUCCUCCUGAAAGAAUACAAGAAAUCGCCUCGCUCAUCACAACACCAAAAAAAUCUUAUUUCAUUCAGCGAUUGAUCGCGUACUGGACUUUAAAAAGGCAAUUUAGAAACGGCGUUCCUUUAUUGAGGCGAUUACAGACGUCACACUUGGCGCGCCGUGACGAAUCUAAGCAGUCCAUUGAACAAGUCACGGAUAUUAGUGAACUAUAUCGACAAAUGAAGUACUGGCAAAGCCUCAGGCAGGAUUUGGAACGUGCAAGAUUACUUUGUGAAUUAGUUCGAAAGAGAGAGAAACAUAAAAAAGAAUUCGUCAAAGUAAAUGAAGAAUACGUUCUCACAGCGUUGAACCCGUUUCACGCAUUUCUUCUCAAGAUUAUCGCUCAACUGAAAGCUAAGGACACAGGAGAGAUAUUCAUAGAACCGGUUGAUCAGAAUGAGGUUCCUGAUUACGGUGACAUUAUAAAAAAUCCAAUGGAUUUGCAAACCAUGUCCGAAAAAAUAAAAAAUUUCGAGUAUCCGAAUUUAGAAGCUUUAGAAACCGAUUUCAAUUUAAUGAUUUCCAACUGCUUAGCGUAUAAUUCAAAAGAAACUAUUUUUUAUAAAGCUGGCAUCCGUAUGAAAGAACAAGGUGGAGCGAUUAUAAGACAGGCAAAGAAAGAUCUCCUUAUUAAUCGGUUUGACAUGACAACCGGUCUGCUUGUUGAUCAAGUUUCGUUUAAGGAAACUCAAAGUCAAAAAUCUAAAACAGAAUGUACACCUGUUGAAGAAGUUCAAGCUACAGAAAUAGAUAAAGAAUUGGCCGCCAUAGCGGAUCCUAACAAUCGUAUGGGUGAUAACGACAUCAUGUGUAAGUUAUUGCAGUUACUGGAUAAAAGCGAAUUACUCAAGCACAAAAGAGCCAGAAUGAAACGAGUUCAGCUAGUCAAAGUACAAAUGGCGAAUAUAAGACGAAAACAAACUCGCAAAAAUAAUGCUCAGUUGCGAGCUAAUGAAAAAGAAGAUAAGAUGGCUGAAUCAGAACCUGACGAUAGCAUAAAUCACAGUGUUCUUGAGAAUUUAAAAAAUACCCCAUCUUCAUCAGAUCAAAAAAAUGUUUCUAAUUUGGAAAACUCACCUGAUAGAAAUAAAAGAAAACGAAAAGAUGUUUCAUUUAAUGAUACCUCUACUCCCGAUAGAAAAAAACAUGAAGCUACUCCUUCGUCUCACAACGCAGAUACUCCCGUCAUUUUCAAGCGGCCUGAUAUUCCUCUCAACGCUGGUUCCGAGAAAAAAUCCGUUGUAAUUAAAAGAAGAAGAAAUAAACGUUUAUCAAAUGCUGCUUCAGGAUCAAAACCAGUAAUACCUAAUUCAGAAAGCUUUAGAAUUUAUAGAUCAAGUAACGAAAUGCCUGAUGAAACUGAUGAAGACACUCAAAGUAGUAGCAGCAGUUGCUCUUGUUCUGAUGAAGAAUCUGAAAAUUCUUCGAGCGAUAGUGACGAUAAUUCGACCGAAACAGGAAAUAAUGUUGAUGAAGACGUUGAUAGUGAAGAUGAUGAAGAAAAUAAAGUUGAUGACGGUGAGAACCUCGACGACGACAACGAUGAAGAUGAUGAUGAUGAUGAAGACGAUGAUGACGACGACGACGACGAUGAUGAUGAUGAUGAUGAUGAUGAUGAUGAUGAUGACGACGAUGAUGAUGAUGAUGAUGACGAUGAUGAUGACGACGAUGAUACGUAAUUAUGAAGCAGUAGCACUUCGCAGUGUUGCAGUGCAGUAAAUAUUUUUCAUGUUUUUUUUUUCUUUUUGCUUAAAAUAUGUGAGGUUCUGUUAUUCAGCUGUAGAUGCAUUCAUUUCAGUUUAUUCUAACAUUAAGAUAAUCGUUUACUUUAUAGGCUAUGACUUAUUUAUUUUCUCGUCUAUCGACAAAAAACUUCACUGCAGUAUUUUUUUCUAUUAUUUAUUUCCCCAUGAUUUUUUGAAUUACUGAUUAUUACAUAUAAGCUUAUUUCGUUGUUUUAUAAAAUUUCAUUGAGUAUUUAUUUUUGUGUGUUGUGUCGUGUAGUAGUUAUGGAUUUCCUUUACACUGGUGUAUUUUAAUUUGAAAUGUGAAAUAUCGUGAAUUUGUUUCUAUAUUUGUAUCGAUUAAAAUGAUAUUCAUAAUGUU